Messenger RNA from Rubroshorea leprosula, 2116 nucleotides. The record is from the annotation of a GenBank genome assembly. Lineage: Eukaryota; Viridiplantae; Streptophyta; Magnoliopsida; Malvales; Dipterocarpaceae.
UCUGCAUUCAACAGUUUCUUUCCUCUGUAAAUCAGCGCCGUUUCUAAAAUUUUCUACAUGGAUUACGCACAUUCUCACGGUCACGACACCAACAUUGUUGAGCAUCAACAAGUGGAAGAAGGGGACGAUCAUGAGCAUCAACAUGGGAAGAAAUCAGUUUUGAAGAAAGUGAAAGCGAAGGCAAAGAAGAUUAAGGACACCAUUGCGAAACAUGUACAUCAUGAUGGUUCUUCUUCUUCUUAUAGUGACGAUGAUCAUGAUCAUAAUCACGGUCACAGCAGCCGUGGUUACAAUGUGAAAGAUACUUCUGAUGACCAUGACCUGGACGAGGAAUACGAUGAAGACGAAAUGGUCAAAGAUCCAGAAAUCCACGGAGCACCAAGUAUAUGUGAUGUUCUCCGCUCUCUUCAUGUUAUCUGUAAAUAUAGCUCUGGCCCGGGGCAACCGGAGGACUUAAGGCGCCCUGGAAUUGCAUAUGAAAGGUCAAGAGUGCCCAUGGAUGAAGAUCCAUUGAUGAGUAACUCUGUUCCUGUCAUAGUGGAUAACAACGAGAAACAUAGGGUCAAUUUGGGGAAUACAACUGUGAUGGGAGAAGGAUUUCAGGCGACCCAAAAUACCCCUGUAUUUAUUUCCCACCAUUCCAGAGAGAUUGUUGAUCCGACUAACACCUUUGUUCCAGGGCAAGUGGAAUAUCCAGGGCAGCCAAAAGUCAAAUUGGAGACACCAAGCGGAUUGGAGGAAGAUCCUGCUGCUUCGAAGGACAAUCCUGAUGCUUUUUCCACCACAAAUUAUCAGACCAAAGUCUUUGAUCCAACCGGAGAGGGAGAAGAAGUAACAGGAAUUACCCCAAUUCUCCAUUCCCUUGAUAAAAUGAAAAUCUACGAUGAGCAGGAUACUGGAAGAGAACAAAACUUACCUCAGGGAACUCAUACUUGUUCAUCAAACUUACCUCUUUCCACGGGAAGCCAUGAUCAAUUCACCCCGAAGCCAACUCCUCCAAACAGUGCCAACUUCCCGGAAAAUCCAAAACCAGUCUCUGAAAUUCCAAACACAACAAAACUAGAUGAGGGCACUUAUGGGAAAUCAUCGUACCAGAGUGGCAGCCUCACUGAGAAAAUUUCCUCUGCUACCUCUGCCAUUGCGGAUAAAGCAGUAUCUGCUAAAAAAGCUGUAGCUUCAAAGAUUGGAUAUGGAGAGAACAAGAACUCUAGAAAUGAAUUGUGUGCAGGUGGAGAGGAAACCCACCAGAGGUCACCAAACCAAAGCAGCUAUACAGAGAAUAUCUCCUCUGCUACCUCUGCAAUUGCAGACAAAGCAGCGUCAGCUAAAAACAUUGUAGCUGCAACUGUAACAGAGAAACUAACGCCGGCUUACAAGAAGGUUGCGGGUGCAGGAACUGCAGUUAUGUCAAAAAUGCCAGGGUCUAAUUCUGCUACUACUGCCCAUCAACAUGAAACAGGGCCUAUAAUGCAGGACAAGGGAGUUUCCGUUAAGGACUAUUUGGCAGAGAAAUUGAGGCCCGGUGAGGAAGAUAAGGCGCUUUCAGAGGCCAUUUCUGGUGCUUUACAUGUGAGAAAGGAGAAAGGGGAUGGGGAGAGUAGGCCGGUGGUGAAGGUGACAGAGUCAAAGGAGGUGGAGAAGCGGUUGGGGGGUUUUAACAAGAAGGAUGAGGAAAAGGUUCGUUCGGGAAUAGCUAAUAGUCCUGGAACUGGUGUGGUGGAUAAGAUAAAAGGCGCUGUAACUUCCUGGUUUAGUAACGAAGAGUCUCAGAGAAUUCAGCAAGCAAAUGCUGGUCCAGGGAAUGAAGAAGUUUCCAGUUAUGGUAGGGAAGACGCAGGACGUAGCAGCAACCCGGUCGGGGAGAGGAGACUUCAGGAGUCAUGUAACUGAAGGGCAAAUUGAUUAUUUGGGGACUACUUCAAAUGUUGUUCCGUUAGAUUUAUUUCUGUUUCAGUUUUUUUUUUUUUUUUUUCCCUUUUAUUCAUUAUUUGUAUUAUGUUUUUUGAAACUUGAAAGUGGAUGUGUAGGUGUGUGGCUUCUAUAUGUAAAAGACAUGUUUACUUGAAUAAGACCUUGUUUGCUGUUGCUUAACUUUUGAUAAAAAGUCCUUUUUGUG